Molecule: messenger RNA, 492 nt
Organism: Entrophospora sp. SA101
Lineage: Eukaryota; Fungi; Glomeromycota; Glomeromycetes; Entrophosporales; Entrophosporaceae
Source: the annotation of a GenBank genome assembly
AUGCUGGUUGCAGAAAAAUUUGCAAGUACAGGAAAAAAAGUUUUUGUUAAUGGUAUGGAAGUGUAUGAAUAUUAUAACUUGGAUAAAGAUUUGAUGACAAUUUAUAUAUCAAAAGUUGAUACAACUGGUUCACAAAAUCCGAAUAAAUUUAUACUGGAUGAUACUGAUUUGUUGAGAUGGUGGAAAAAUACAUUUAAAGUAUUGAACAAAAACAGUUUAAGCCAGCAACAAAUAAAAGUUGAUAAUGUAAAUAAUUGGUUUUUUAUACCUGAUGUUUUAUCAAAAAGAGAAGCUAGACUACUUAUUAAAGAUGCCAAUAAUAAUAGUAGGGAUGAUGAUGACAGUUUUUGGAGAUAUGAUUAUCCAUAUUCUGAUAAUGAAAAUGCAAUUGAUGUUAUUCCAAUAUUUGAAGAUGAUCCAAAAUCAAGAUGGAUAAAUAAAAAGAAUGACAAGAAUGAAAAAAGCUCAGAGCUAAAAGUUAAAAUGUUUUAG